UAUGGAUCAAAUCCAAUUUGCAAAGGCUGUUUGUCUUGUUCAAAGGAUAAUGGAUGCAUCAGAUGCCAGCAUAAGUUAUUCUUCUUCCUACGAAGAGAAGGAAUGAGACAGUAUGGUGAAUGCCUGCAUUCCUGCCCAUCAGGGUAUUAUGGACUCCGAACGCCAGAUAUGAACAGAUGUUCAAGAUGCAGAAUAGAAAACUGCGACUCCUGCUUCAGCAGAGACUUUUGCACCAAAUGCAAAGCUGGCUUCUACUCCCACAGAGGCCGCUGUUUCAGAGGUUGCCCACCUGGAUUUGCUGCCUUGGAAGAACUCAUGGAGUGUGUGGAAGGCUGUGAAGUUGGUCAGUGGAGUGAAUGGGGAAUUUGCAGCAGAAAUAAUAAAACAUGUGGAUUUAAGUGGGGCCUGGAAACGAGAACAAGGCAAAUAGUGAAGAAGCCAGCGAAAGACACGAUACCGUGCCCAACCAUCGCAGAGUCCAGACGGUGUAAAAUGGCUGUGAGGCAUUGUCCAGGAGGUAAGCCUAGAGCAUGCCACAAAAAUCUUUAUGAGCAUUCCUUAACAGAAAUCCUAGUUCUAACUUGAAAACAGAGCUAUUUC
This is a messenger RNA of Meleagris gallopavo (turkey), 600 nucleotides long. The record is from RefSeq and is a predicted model, not a curated record. Lineage: Eukaryota; Metazoa; Chordata; Aves; Galliformes; Phasianidae.